GGUUUCACUUCUGUUUUCUGCCUGUUCAGGUGGAACAAGAGCUGCUACUGCAUGUGAGAAGACAGCCACUGAAUGAGCAGCAGGGUUUUUACGCACUUUUACCUCCGUCAGUAUGGUUGAAUGAUGAGGAAGGAGAGUAAAUCCUUAAGGUGAAGUAUGGCACUGAGUAGCUGUCAAGCUCCUAUAUUGGUGGAAGACUCCAGCUUGAAGGGCUGGAAGGUGAUUGGCUCUGGGGGUUUUGGACAAAUCUACAAAGCCAGACAUUGUCAGUGGGGCUGCGAUGUGGCCAUUAAACUGCUUCAUUAUGACGACGGGACCAGUGAGUCUUUGCUGCGUGAGAUCGACAUGAUGCGUCAAGGAAGCAGCCCGUAUGCUAUUCAGGUCCGGGGGGUCUUCAGGGGUCGAGUGCCCAACUCUGGCUUGUCAACACAGCUGGGUCUGGUCAUGGAGUUAAUGGAAAGAGGAUCACUGGCCUCCCUACAGGAAACCUUACGUGGAGCUCAGCCGUGGCCGUUGGUCUUCAGGCUGGCACACCAAGUGGCUCUGGGCUUAAACUUCCUCCACAGUCUGUCCCCUCCCAUCCUCCACCUGGACCUGAAGCCCAGCAACGUGCUGCUGGACUCCUAUCUCAAUGCCAAGCUUACAGAUUUUGGCCUUGCCCGGUAUUACCACAGCGUCACACGGGUUUCCAAGAAGGACAGUGGAGAGGAAGGGGGGACGAUCAGCUACAUGCCACCGGAGGCGUUCCGUGUCUCGUACAGGCCAACCCUAGCCUCUGACAUCUACAGCUAUGGUGUACUCUUAUGGUCCAUUGUCACAGGGAAACAACCAUAUGCAUAUGCAAAGUCCAGCUUGGUGCGGCUUCGCAUUCCCGAGGGAGACCGUCCAUUGCUUGACGAGAUCAGGGUCCAGGCUGUGGGGCGUGCAGGGUUGACAGGACUGAUGGAGCUCAUGGAGAGAUGCUGGGACACCAAACCCGAACAAAGGCCCUCCUCCCUUGAGUGUACAACGCAGACAGAAGAACUGUAUAAGUUACACAAACAUGCAAUUAAUGACGCUGUCCAUCAAGUGCUGAAGAUACUGGACCAAAGGAAAGAAGAAACAGUGAUUGAGCAGAUCGGGCGGGUUCAUAUCACUCAGGCUUUAGCGGGUGAACGUCUUGAAGCAGUGAACGUUUAUGACAAUGCACUCACAGGUGGCCCACCAAUUCAGGAAAUGGCUGGUGGUUGCACCGCAAAUCAAACAGACAAUGCACGAGUUAAAGAUCCGCCUUCAAUUAGACCUGCAAGUGUGUGUUAUGCUGACGUGACCUGCCCAUCGACAGAAUAUAAUUUGAAAAAGUCCUCUGUUUGCCCCAUUGGAUCGUCAUUGCCGUCUCCUUCGACUGGGAGGUCAACUCAAAGCAGAACAGCAAAACAUCCCCAGAUGGCUUAUAGACCAAAUCUAUCUUCACAGUACCACCGUCAGUUUUCCAGCCCCGACACUUUCCCCUGCCAUCCUGCCCCUGGAUUCCAAAUUCACCUUUGCAACAUAACCGGAUUACAGCAUGGCAACAACAACACCAUGAACAUCGAACUUAUAGACCCCUCAGAUAGGAAACGGCACCCAACAGCACCAUCUAGGGUCGACCUCCCGCCGCCACCUCCAGGAAGCUGGAAGGACAAGUCAGGAGGGCUUAGCUGAGUUCACAUCGAGCUUUUCGAUUUUAAGUCUUGCACAACAGGAAGGUUGUGUUUUGUAACUCCUUUUAUGAAAGCAUUACUGCAUUUAAAAUUACUGCGUUACUGCAUGUGAAUUUGCUUUUCCAAUCUGGAUAGGAUUGAGAUGUGGUUUUAGUAGAUUGCAUGUUUUCAAAAGGGUUUUGGUAAAAAGGUUAAGGUAUUUUUUCAAACGUAUUUAUUUUGCUUCUUUUGUUAGAAUAUGUUAAACCAAUGAGCAAAAACCUCACACUUCUCUUCAGCUGUGUCAGCCUUAUAAAUGUGGGCCAAGUCAUAUGUCAUAUGGGUUUGAUUUUCCACCAACCGUGGACAACAAAUAUCCACAGAACAGUGCCAGCUAACGAUAAAGUGCCAUUAAUUGCCAUAAAGUCUGUAUUGUUGUAAUUUUAACAUGAAACAUUGAUCAUCUGUAUAUAGAAAUUUCUGCAAAUAUUAUAUCUUUUCUACCUAAUGCAUUAGUUUUGACUUUUAUAUUUAUAUUUUAUAUGCAUUCUUUUGUGGGUAUAUAUAUAUAUAUUUUUUUUUUACAAACUUUUGAAAAUGUUUAACCCAAACAACUUCAUUAACCAUUUCCUAUAUGUUUUUUUAAUUGACUG
Molecule: messenger RNA, 2314 nt
Organism: Etheostoma cragini (Arkansas darter)
Lineage: Eukaryota; Metazoa; Chordata; Actinopteri; Perciformes; Percidae
Gene: ripk3
Product: receptor-interacting serine-threonine kinase 3
Exons: 13
Coding region: 157-1683 (508 amino acids)
Biological process (GO): protein phosphorylation
Molecular function (GO): JUN kinase kinase kinase activity; ATP binding
Source: RefSeq, a predicted model, not a curated record